Molecule: messenger RNA, 1467 nt
Organism: Haemonchus placei
Lineage: Eukaryota; Metazoa; Nematoda; Chromadorea; Rhabditida; Trichostrongylidae
Source: the annotation of a GenBank genome assembly
AUGAAAUGCCUGGAUAAAAAGAGGAUCAAAAUGAAGCAGGGCGAGACGUUGGCGCUCAACGAACGGAUCAUGCUCAGCCUUGUCUCCACGGGGCAAGAUUGCCCGUUUAUCGUCUGCAUGACGUAUGCUUUUCAAACGCCCGACAAACUUUGUUUUAUACUGGAUCUGAUGAAUGGCGGAGAUCUGCACUAUCACUUAUCCCAGCAUGGUGUUUUUAGUGAACCAGAAAUGCUGUUCUACGCUUCUGAAGUUAUCCUUGGACUGGAACACAUGCAUAAUCGCUUUGUUGUCUACCGGGACCUAAAACCGGCCAAUAUUUUGCUCGACGAAAACGGACAUGUCCGUGUUUCUGAUCUUGGCCUAGCCUGCGAUUUUUCAAAAAAGAAGCCCCACGCCAGUGUUGGCACUCAUGGCUACAUGGCACCGGAAGUGUUGGCCAAAGGUGUAGCCUAUGACUCUUCUGCCGAUUGGUUCUCUCUAGGCUGCAUGCUUUACAAACUGCUGAAGGGUCAUUCCCCAUUCCGGCAGCACAAAAGCAAGGAUAAAAAUGAAAUCGAUAAGAUGACUUUGACACAAGACAUCGAACUACCCAACGAAGGACUUUCUCCUGACUGUCGCGACCUAUUGGAAGGGCUUCUGAAGCGAGAUGUGCCCGAUAGGCUCGGAUGUAAAGGGCGGGGACCUUCUGAAGUGAAGGAACACCCAUUCUUCCGCGACGUCGACUGGCAGACUGUUUAUUUGCGUCGAAUGACGCCACCGUUGAUACCACCCCGAGGUGAAGUGAACGCUGCCGAUGCUUUCGACAUUGGUAAUUUUGACGACGACGAAGUGAAAGGAGUAAAGCUAGCCGACUCCGACAGUGAUCUCUACAAGAAUUUCAAUAUUGUAAUAUCAGAGCGAUGGCAAAACGAAAUUGCGGAAACCAUUUUCGAGGUCGUUAACCAGGACGCCGACAAAGCUGAGACCAAAAAGCGAUCGAAGCAAAAGGCGAAGAUGAAUGUUGACGAGAAAGACUCGGAUGUGAUUGUUCAUGGCUACAUCAAAAAGCUUGGUGGACCAUUCACUUCAGCAUGGCAAACCCGAUAUGGCAAGCUCUACCCGUCUCGGCUUGAACUCUACCCGGAGUCACUGAGUGGGAAGCCCGAGCUGGUAUUUAUGGACCAAAUCGAGGACGUUUGUGUCGACUUGCAGACGGUCAAAGGUGAAAACGCGAUCGUCGUGAAAUUACGGGAUGGAUUCAAGGAACCCAGGAUUAGCUUGACAAAUUCGGACGAGAUUUCACUGAAGGAAUGGCACACCUCAUUGCGAACAGCGCACAAGGUCUCGUCAGAGUUAUUGCAACGAAUGGGACGAAAAGCAAUCAAGAUCUAUGGCGUGAACCAUGACCCCAUGCUGAGCGAAGCGGAUCGACCUGCUUCUGUUUCAAAGUACAUGAACCGAGCGUCGAGUGUCGAUUCGACGGUCUGA